Messenger RNA from Linum tenue, 927 nucleotides. Lineage: Eukaryota; Viridiplantae; Streptophyta; Magnoliopsida; Malpighiales; Linaceae. The record is from the annotation of a GenBank genome assembly.
AGUGUUUCUGCUGGCUCACUAAUCAAUCAUUUCCCCCAACUACUUCGAUGCCAAGUUAGCUCAUUCACUGAAUCGCACUCCUUAAAUUGGGGAAGUACCGGCGCCCAAUUUGCAAUUCAGGCGGCUUCCCUCUCAUACACAUCAAUCGAAUCCGACACAAAAACGUACAAUGGCCAUGGAAGCAGCGAUGGUCGCUGUCCUCGACCGCCACGCAAACGUCAGCGCUGGUGGGAAGCCGGUCAACAACUGGUACGAGAAGAAGGGAAAGACCAACAAGAAGCUCUACAAGGAAAUGUGGGCUCCUAAGGAUCAUCACUCCGACCGCAGGAACCGCAAUGGCAGACAUUUCACGGCCAACCGCCCGCCACCGCCACGUGUCGGUUAUCGGCCGGUGGAGGAGAAGCUGAGGAUGGCAGAGGCGGAAAUCAGAGUGCUAAAUGCAAAGAUCCAAGUGCAGCAUCAGGAGAGUAUGGAAGCGAUGGAUUUCCAAGAGCAAUUCUUCAAAGACCAAAUCAAGACCAUUCUGGAGGGAAGAAUUGGUGAUGAUGAUGGUGGUGGGAAGGAAGAGAAGGAGGAAGAAGAUGCUGCAGAUUGCCAUUUGGGUACAAUUUCUGUACUUGAACCCGAACCCGAAUCUCGGCCCACUAGUCAUAUGAACAAAGAGAUGCAGAGGAUUGUGGGAGUGAUUGAGAAGAUGAGGAAGAACAAAUGGGAACCUGCAGAUAAUUAAGUCGUUUGGAGGAGAAGGCGUGAUUGUACAUGCCUAGAUUCUUAAAAGGAGAAGUUCGUGGUAACCAUGAACUUGAAUAAUGAUAUGCUGGGAUGUUCUAAUUGCUAAAUUAGGAGAUAAUUAAUUGGCCAAAUUCACCUGUAUAGUCAAAACUUUGACGGUUUUGCCAAAUAUAGCCACUUUUGGAGAAAUACCAG